GGAGCUGAGAGGGUCCCUGCACCCAAUGUACUGAGCCCCCCGGAGCCGGAAUGUAUCACUCAGAGCUCUUCCAGCAGUAUGGCACCUCCUACGGGAUGAGACCCCCUCAUGCCCUGGCACCCACCUACCCCACUGCUGGGGGUCACCAUGAAGCUUACAGAUACCCAGAGUUGGAUGUGCCCGGCCAGAGGUUUGAUGGGCUGUUCCCGGCGCUGGACCCUUCCCAAAGGAUUCUGGGAGCGCCCCCUCUCACCCCUCUCUCAUUGCCCCCUGGUCCUGCCCUGGGGUUCGGCCAGCUGCAGCCCCCCUGCGAAACCCCCCAGCUGCCCGGGAACGUGAAGAUGAACCUGGAGAACAAGGAGCUAUGGAAGCAGUUUCACUCCAUCGGCACCGAGAUGAUCAUCACCAAGUCUGGGAGGCGUAUGUUCCCCCAGUGCAAGGUCAGUGUUACCGGGCUGGAACCGGACGGCAAGUACCUGCUCUUGGCCGAUAUCGUCCCAAUCGACAACUCUCGCUACAAGUGGCAGGAGGAUCGCUGGGAGCCCAGCGGGAGGGCCGAACCCCGACUCCCCGAGAGGGUCUAUAUCCACCCCGACUCCCCCGCCCCCGGGUCCCACUGGAUGAAACAACCCAUCUCCUUCCACAAGAUCAAACUCACCAACAACACCCUGGACCAGAUGGGCCACAUCAUCCUGCACUCCAUGCACAAGUACCAGCCUCGCUUCCAUAUUGUACGGGCCCAGGACGUGUUCAGCCGCCGCUGGGGGGGCUGCUCCUCCUUCACCUUCCCAGAGACCCUAUUCCUGACUGUCACAGCCUAUCAGAACGAGAAGAUUACGCAGCUGAAGAUUCAGACCAACCCGUUUGCGAAAGGAUUUCGGGAGGACGGAAUGAAGAGCAAAAGGGACCGCUCCACCCGGGUGAAGAGGAAAGUGAUUGAGCCGGAGGAGGAGGAGGAGGAGGAGUUCCAGCCGGAGGGUGAGUGCAAGCGGCCCCUCUACACCGGCCCCUGUGACUCCACCCUGAGUGAGGAGCUGGAUAUAGGGAGGGGCUUGGGUAUCCCCCUCCCCAGUCCCGACUGCUCUUUCCACCCAAUCACACCACCAUCCCGGACUCCGCCUUCCACGCAAACCCCUAACCCUUCUCUCACAGCCAAUCAGGAACAAGGAGCCGCCCUGGAGAUGUCCUCACAGACCCCGGAGACCUUCCUGCAGGCAGCGGGGCAGUCGUACCCCGAGCAGCCCCCCGUCAGAGGCGGCAGCCUGUACCCCUGCCCCACAGAUGGACACGGAGCCCAGAACCAGCGCCACCCACUGUCGGUUCAGCGUUUGCCGCAGGCGUUUCAGGGGCUCCAGGAGUCGCUCGGUAACAGCCCAGGGGAAUACAAGAUUUAUGGGGGGGACGUGGGCUGCGGAGGAGACUUUGCCCCCCCAUCCUGUGCGGUGGCUCCGAGCGUUCGGCCCAGUGAGGAGCGAUUGCCCCGGGGCUACUCCAUGAACUCUGAGCUCCGCUUCCCACACUUCCUGCCCAACGGGGGGUCCAAAAUCGGCCUGCAGUUCUCUGGGGCGCAGCUGCAGCGCCUCUAUAACGGGGGGGGCUGGAUGUGAGGGUGGGACCCCCUAUUCACACCAAGGCUGCUCAGCAGGAAAGGAAGGUGCUUCCCCCCCAAAUAGGGACAAGGUGGGGUCUGGGUGCAGAUUUACCCCCAGUGACCAAGAGGAACCAGGCAAGGAGGGGGGGGGAAUAAGGAGCCCCCCAAGAAGGACAUUCUGGCCACGCCCCGUUGGGACCCAAAGCAGAAUAUUAUGAUGUAUAUUUGUAUCACACAGAGCCAAUGAGAGUAGGUCUCUGUACACUGACUCCGCCCUCUCCCCGUCGCGAUUGGGCGAGUGAUUGGGCCUCUCCCAGAUACAGUGUUUCCUUCCACUUCCCGCAGGCAGGGGGCGCUGUGUCCCACACACUGGGAGGUUCUGCGGAACUGAAUGGGUUUGGCUUCUGCUCAUUGGACUCAUUGGCCCGGAAUUUUGUAAUUAUUUAUCAAACAUUUUGUGUUUUGUAUUUUUGUUUCCGAUGGACGAAGAGAAUUUAUCUUUUUCAUUAAAAUGUAUUUCUUGUG
Molecule: messenger RNA, 2116 nt
Organism: Xenopus tropicalis (tropical clawed frog)
Lineage: Eukaryota; Metazoa; Chordata; Amphibia; Anura; Pipidae
Gene: tbx6
Product: T-box 6
Biological process (GO): anatomical structure morphogenesis; regulation of DNA-templated transcription; positive regulation of DNA-templated transcription
Cellular component (GO): nucleus
Molecular function (GO): DNA-binding transcription factor activity; RNA polymerase II cis-regulatory region sequence-specific DNA binding
Source: RefSeq, marked provisional